This is a messenger RNA of Cheilinus undulatus (humphead wrasse), 523 nucleotides long. RefSeq names its product NADH:ubiquinone oxidoreductase subunit A7 (gene ndufa7). Bases 65 to 391 code for a protein of 108 amino acids. Lineage: Eukaryota; Metazoa; Chordata; Actinopteri; Labriformes; Labridae. Gene Ontology annotation, cellular component: mitochondrial inner membrane. Gene Ontology annotation, biological process: mitochondrial electron transport, NADH to ubiquinone; ATP synthesis coupled electron transport. The record is from RefSeq and is a predicted model, not a curated record. The transcript is spliced from 4 exons.
UAUUGUAGUAAAGGGCUUUAUUUUACAUAGAAGAAGAGAUCCCGUGCCCUUCACAACAGCAAACAUGGCGACUGCUACAAAAAUCAUCCAGAGGCUUCGAAAUUUCCUUUCUGGGCACGACCUGCAAGCCAAACUGCAGCUGAGGUAUGACGAGAUCGCAAAGAGGACACAGCCACCGCCCAAGCUACCUGUAGGACCGAGCCACAAGUAUGCCAGCAACUAUUACUUCACCAGAGAUGGGCGUAGAGAGUCGGUACCAGCCACUGUUGUCAUGUCUUCACAAAAGGCUAUCACAGCUGGCAGUCAAGUUGCUGAAGCCCCAAAAGCCCCAGUGACCCCGGGUCCUGUGUAUAAGGAGCCCUCUCUCUCCACAGACCAGCCAUACCUCUGAGCAGCAGGACUGAGAGCAUUCAGCAUGAACAACCCCUUUUCUCCGUCUAGACCUGCCGCAGAGGCCUGACCACUUCGUGUGUUGGUUGUAUCCUGUAAAAUAGAAAAUGUGAAUAAAAUGUCUUCUAUUUAA